AUGAAUGGUACUAUCGAAAAUUCAGCGACAAUACCAACAUCGUCUCAUAACAUUUACUCGAUAGAGACGGCGAAACGGGAAUUUCUAAACUUUCCGAAACCCACUCUAGACACAGAAGAUGAUAAUUCGCCGUUCUUGAAGCAAUGUUGGGACAACUUUAAAAGAUUUUUGGGAUUCGUUGGUCCUGGAUACUUGAUCGCCGUCGGUUAUUUUGAUCCGGGUAAUUGGGCUACAGAUCUCCAAGGUGGUUCCCAGUUUGGAUAUUCACUCCUCUUUGUUGUCCUAAUCUCCAAUUUCAUGGCAAUGUUAUUACAAAGUUUGGCGAUAAAGUUGGGUAUUGUAACUGGCAUGGACCUUGCUCAAGCAUGUCGUUAUGCUUUCCCUCGAUGGGGUAAUUACAUAUUAUACGUUUUAUGUGAACUCGCUAUUAUCGCGUGUGACCUUGCUGAAGUCAUUGGGAGUGCAAUCGCGCUUAAUCUUCUCUUUAAGAUACCUCUUCCAUGGGGUGUGACAAUAACGGCAUGCGAUGUGAUGAUCGUUCUUUUAAUCUAUAAAGACAACAGUAUGAAGGCAGCACGAAUACUAGAAGGACUAGUGAUGUUCCUGGUUGCCGCUGUAGGAAUUUGUUUCGUUUCUGAGUUGAUCUACUCCAAACCUGACUCGACUAUGGUAUUAAAAGGUUAUUUACCGAGUUCGGGAAUAUUCACAGAUAGUGAGCAAUUGUACAUCGCAAUUGGCAUUAUUGGUGCCACCGUGAUGCCGCAUAAUUUAUACCUACACUCGCAUCUGGUUAAGGUGCGAAAGUAUCGUGAUCAGGCGAAAUUGACCGAAGAGUGGCAUGAGGCACUCGAAGCUGGCAACGUCAAAAGAUCAUCUUCCAAAAGAUUAUUGCAGGAAUGCGUUCGACGAGUAAUGAAACUUUCGAUAUGUGACUCGACAAUCGCUUUAGCCUUUGCCCUUUUUGUUAAUUCGUCUAUUCUGAUAGUUGCUGCUGCCAAUUUUUAUUAUACUUCGAAUGACGUGGAAGUCGCUGAUCUUUUUGACGCAUAUGAUCUUCUCUGUAAAUAUCUCGGACAAGUAGCCGGAUUUCUUUUUGGAUUGGCGUUGCUUAUCGCUGGACAAAGUUCGACACUCACUGGUACUAUGGCUGGACAAGUAGUAAUGGAGGGAUUUCUCGGAUUAAAAUUACGUCCAUGGUUAAGAAGACUAGUAACACGUGGUCUGGCAAUUAUCCCAGCCUUAACUAUUGCGAUAAUCAAAGGUGGUAGUGGCCUUAAUUCGAUGUUAGUAGCCAGUCAGGUUGCUCUCAGUCUACAAUUGCCUUUCGCGGUGAUUCCAUUAGUAUACUUUACUAGCAGUAAGAAAAUUAUGAAAAUAGAUUCACAAACUUUUUAUCAAAAAAAUGAUAAUGUAACUGAAACAGAAAAAUCUUCAUCACCCGAUAAUGAAAAAAACAACCCAUCAUCACUCGAUAAUGACAAAAACAACCCAUCGUCACUCGAUAAUGACAACAGUAAUCCAAUUAUUACACCCUCGACAAAUAUUGAAACGGCAUCUUCCAUCCUUUCUGAACAAUCGCAAUUUAUUGACUUUUCGAAUCCUUUAUGGCUUAUCAUUACUGCUAGUGUAGUCAGUUUUAUUAUUGUGGGGUUGGACUUGUACUUGGUUUUCAGUACUGUUAGAGAUAUUAUCAGAGGCGAUUAG
This is a messenger RNA of Ambispora gerdemannii, 1704 nucleotides long. The record is from the annotation of a GenBank genome assembly. Lineage: Eukaryota; Fungi; Glomeromycota; Glomeromycetes; Archaeosporales; Ambisporaceae.